Messenger RNA from Colossoma macropomum (tambaqui), 1521 nucleotides. RefSeq names its product SH3-domain GRB2-like 1b (gene sh3gl1b). Lineage: Eukaryota; Metazoa; Chordata; Actinopteri; Characiformes; Serrasalmidae. Bases 411 to 1514 code for a protein of 367 amino acids. Gene Ontology annotation, biological process: synaptic vesicle uncoating. Gene Ontology annotation, molecular function: protein binding. Gene Ontology annotation, cellular component: presynapse; glutamatergic synapse; cytoplasm. The transcript is spliced from 10 exons. The record is from RefSeq and is a predicted model, not a curated record.
GAAUGUGCCUGCGUUGCGCAGGAAACGCUGGUCGCUGAGUGAGUGAGUGCGGGACCGCUAGCUGCUCGCAGUGCAGCAACACUGAGUUGUAAACAAAGUGGAUAAAACUAAACUUCGACACGGGACAUUUUCUGCCAACGCUGGACGCUUUUUGGGGCCUUCAGAGCGGCGACUGUCCCGGAUAAAACCUCCACCAGCAGCGUUUUGGACCCAGUCGUGCUCGUCUCGUUAACCGUUUCGUGUCUGGAGCUGUUGAGGCGCUGGCAGUGCAGAGCAGCAACGUUUCAGCUGAAUUUAUGACCUUUUAGCGCUUUAAUACCCCGUAAUCUGCAAAUCUACACUCGUUUUGCAGCUCUUAACCACUUUGUCGCUGCCUUUCCGUCGAAAAAACCGGCCUGAAGAUCCUGAAGAUGUCCGUUGCGGGCUUGAAGAAGCAGUUUUACAAAGCCAGCCAGAUGGUGAGUGAGAAGGUUGGUGGAGCAGAGGGAACGAAGCUUGAUGAAGAGUUCAGAGACCUGGAGAGGAAAGUCGAUGUGACGAGUAAGGCCGUGGUAGAGGUCAUUUCCAAAACGUCCGAAUACCUGCAGCCCAAUCCAGCAUCCCGUGCCAAACUGUCCAUGCUGAACACCAUGUCGAAGAUCCGCGGGCAGGUGAAGAGUCCAGGCUAUCCGCAGGCGGAGGGGUUGCUGGGAGAGUGCAUGGCCAAAUACGGCCGAGACCUCGGGGAAGACACCAACUUCGGAGCUGCUCUGAUCGACGCUGGUGAGAGUAUGAAGAGACUGGCUGAGGUGAAGGACUCUUUAGACAUCGACGUCAAACAGAACUUCAUCGAUCCUCUGCAAGGCCUGUGUGACAAGGACCUGAGAGAGAUACAGCAUCACUUGAAAAAGCUGGAAGGCCGUCGGUUGGAUUAUGACUACAAGAAGAAGCGUCAGGGAAAGAUUCCGGACGAGGAGGUCAAGCAGGCGCUGGAGAAAUUCCACGAGUCUAAAGAGGUGGCGGAGAUCAGCAUGUACAACCUGCUGGAGACCGAUAUCGAGCAGGUGAGCCAGCUGUCGUCGCUGGUGGAGUCUCAGCUGCAGUAUCACAGGCAGGCUGUACAGAUCCUCGAAGAGCUCGCAGACAAGCUGAAAGACAGGAUCAAUGAGGCCCAGUCUCGUCCACGGAAAGAGUACGUCCCUAAGCCUAAACCUGUUUUUGACUUCGGAGAAACCAAUGACCAAUCAAACGGCGGCUUCACGCCUGCUGCUGCCCCUUCUACCCGUAACUCAGAACCGUACCUCAAGCUUGGCAAGUCAGCGCGGAAACCCAGAUUAAGUCCGGCGGAGCAGCCGUGCUGUAAGGCUCUGUACGACUUUGAGCCGGAGAACGAGGGCGAGCUGGGCUUCAGGGAGGGUGAUAUCAUCACUCUGACCAAUCAGAUUGACGAGAACUGGUACGAAGGAAUGCUGCACGGCCAAUCAGGAUUCUUCCCACUCAACUAUGUGGAGGUGAUCGUCCCACUACCACACUAAAAAAAAA